UUUUUAACGAGUCCCUGAGUUCUUCCCUAACCUUGUGAUAUCGUCUUCCCUGUUCUUCCUCAUCAAUUGUGUUUACCUAAAUCUCCUCAAAUUUGGAUAUUUAUUCGAAUCCAAUUUUAAAUAUUGACUUUGUUCAGACACAAACCCGUACCUUCGAUCGACCACCGUCGUCUCCUCCCCAUCGUUCCGGCCGGCGGCUCGUCUUACCAUUUCUGCUCAUCACUACCGCUGUUUCUGGUCCGGACAUUUGUUCUUAACAUUCUGUUUUUCACUGGAAUAUAAUUCAGGUACCAUAAAUCUUUAAAUUGUUGAUUCGUAAAUCUAAAAAUCCAUCGUAGAAAAGAACCCUAAACGAUUAAAAACCCUAGAGGAAGAAGGAUGUUCUUUAUUCAUGUAAAUUGAGUCGCUAACUCAAAUAGAACGAGAAUCUUAUUGAUCUUUUAGGACUCAUAAGGCGCAAGAAACUUAUUUUGCUGAUUGCGCCAAUCUGAAGCUAAAUUGGAGAUCAGAGAUAGCCAAGUUAUUUUUAAUUGAUUUAAGUUGUUUUGUAUAAAAGACCAACACCAAGAGUGUAUAUGGAUAUAAGGAUGUGGUAGAAUCGCAUUAGAUUUAUCUACCAUGGCAGGACUAGAGGAAUUGAAAAAGAAACUCGUACCACUAUUUGAUGCGGAAAAGGGAUUUUCUUCUGGAUCAACCAUGGAUCCUUCGGAUUCUUAUAUGCUCUCAGAUGGUGGGACGGUUAACUUGCUUAGUCGAUCUUAUGGAGUAUACAACAUUAACGAGCUUGGAUUGCAAAAGUGUACAUCAAGACCGGUGAAUGAUGUGGACCAAAGAGAAAGGACUUAUAGGUGUGCUUCACAUGAAAUGAGAAUAUUUGGAGCCAUAGGCAGUGGUGCAAGCAGUGUAGUCCAAAGAGCUAUUCACAUUCCCACUCACAGAAUAAUUGCGUUAAAAAAGAUAAAUAUAUUCGAAAAGGAGAAAAGGCAACAGCUUCUUACCGAGAUAAGAACAUUGUGUGAGGCACCUUGUUAUCAAGGUCUUGUGGAAUUUUAUGGAGCGUUCUACACUCCUGAUUCUGGACAAAUAAGCAUUGCUCUAGAAUACAUGGAUGGUGGUUCCCUAGCCGAUAUUAUAAAACGACAAAGAUGUAUAUCAGAAGCAGUCCUUUCCUUGAUGGUCCAAAGACUAUUGCAAGGACUAAGCUACUUGCAUGGAGUUAGACACUUGGUCCAUAGAGACAUAAAGCCUGCAAAUUUGCUUGUGAAUCUCAAGGGAGAGCCAAAAAUAACAGACUUUGGGAUAAGUGCUGGCUUAGAGAAUUCUAUGGCGAUGUGUGCUACGUUUGUUGGAACGGUAACAUACAUGUCACCUGAACGAAUCCGAAAUGAAAGUUAUUCAUAUCCAGCUGAUAUUUGGAGUCUUGGUCUUGCUCUAUUUGAGUGUGGCACUGGGGAAUUUCCAUAUACAGCAAAUGAAGGACCUGUUAAUCUUAUGCUGCAGAUUCUGGAUGAUCCAUCUCCAUCACCGCCAAAAGACUUUUUUUCUCCAGAGUUCUGCUCAUUCAUUGAGGCUUGUCUACAGAAAGAUGCUGAUGCAAGACCAACAGCAGAGCAGCUUCUUUCACAUCCAUUUAUCACAAAGUACGAGGAUGCCAAAGUGGACUUAGCAGCAUUUGUUCGUAGCAUUUUUGAUCCAACGCAGAGAAUGAAAGAUUUGGCAGAUAUGCUAGCAGUACAUUACUACUUACUUUUUGACGGGUCCGAUGAUCUUUGGCAAUAUGCAAAGACCUUCUACAACGAAUGUUCAGCUUUCAGCUUCUCCGGGAAAGAAUCUACUGGCCCUAAUGAUAUUUUCACAACUCUAUCAAACAUUCGGAGUACAUUAGCUGGGGAAUGGCCUUCCGAAAAGCUGGUGCACGUUGUUGAGAAGCUACAGUGUAGAGCUCAUGGUGAAGAUGGAGUUGCAAUUCGUGUGUCGGGAUCCUUCAUUGUUGGAAACCAAUUCCUUAUAUGUGGAGAUGGUAUACAAGCAGAGGAUGUGCCUGAUUUUAAAGAUCUUAAUAUCGACAUACCUAGCAAACGAAUGGGAACAUUUCAAGAACAGUUUAUUAUGGAAGCUGGAAAUGUCAUCGGUCGAUACUCCAUCGCUAAGCAAGAGCUUUACAUCAUCCAAUAGAUCAUUCCACUGUAAGCAUACAUCUUUCAUCCUGACUCUCACUUUGAAUCAUAAUGUCAAGGCCAUGAACUCCGACUUUGUGAAGGGAUUCAUGCUAACAGAUUGACAUGGGUUUAACAGAAACAGUCGUUCUACUCUUUGAAGUAAAUAUAUGCAUCUUUAUCUACAUACAUGCUGCUUUUGAGUGAGAUAUACUGUAUCUGAUUGGUUUGGUUUAUUUCUGACUUUUUCUUGUGUAUGUAUAGUAAUUCGAUAGAUAGCUACUAAAGAAUUGCAUUUUUGGAUGCAAACACCAUCGAAAGAAGAGUUUGAAUUA
Cynara cardunculus var. scolymus (artichoke) is the source of this 2491-nucleotide messenger RNA. Its product is annotated as mitogen-activated protein kinase kinase 3. Gene Ontology annotation, molecular function: MAP kinase kinase activity; ATP binding. NCBI's taxonomy places the organism in Eukaryota, Viridiplantae, Streptophyta, Magnoliopsida, Asterales, Asteraceae. Gene Ontology annotation, biological process: MAPK cascade; protein phosphorylation. The transcript is spliced from 11 exons. The record is from RefSeq and is a predicted model, not a curated record. Bases 619 to 2175 code for a protein of 518 amino acids.